Molecule: messenger RNA, 923 nt
Organism: Drosophila guanche
Lineage: Eukaryota; Metazoa; Arthropoda; Insecta; Diptera; Drosophilidae
Product: B-cell receptor-associated protein 31
Exons: 2
Coding region: 155-841 (228 amino acids)
Biological process (GO): intracellular protein transport; endoplasmic reticulum to Golgi vesicle-mediated transport
Cellular component (GO): endoplasmic reticulum membrane; endoplasmic reticulum
Source: RefSeq, a predicted model, not a curated record
CGUUUAAAAAUAGCCGCACACAAAGAACGCUCGCGGAACGUGUCUAUUCGAAAUUAAUUUGAGGAACAUUUCUUUGCAGACGAAUACGAAAAAACGAAAAUCAUCGAACCCGAUCGAAGUUUGUUGUGUACAGAAAUUAGCAUUUGGAAAAAAAAUGAGUUUAGUCUGGACUUUGAUCGCAGGCUUUCUCUAUGCAGAGAUUGCAGUGGUUUUGCUGCUGGUGCUGCCCGUGGCCAGCCCCUACAGAUGGAAUCGCUUCUUCAAGUCCAAAUUCCUGGCCAUGUUGGCACAGCAGGCGCACAUCUAUUUCUUCUUGAUUAUGGGUGUGUUGGUGCUGUUCUUGCUGGAGGCCAUACGUGAGAUGCGCAAGUAUUCGAACUAUGAGCAGACCGGCGAGGUGCACCUGAACGUGGAGAUGCAGCACAGCAUGCGCCUGUUCCGUGCCCAGCGUAACUUUUACAUCUCUGGAUUUGCGAUUUUCCUGGUUCUGGUCAUUCGUCGUUUGGUAACACUGGUUUCUGCUCAGGCCAAUCUGCUGGCUCAGAGUGAGGCUUCGAUGAAGCAGGCCCAGAGCGCCACCGCUGCUGCUCGUUCCCUGAUGGAGGACAAGAAGACCGAUAAGGCCAAGGAGGCCAGCGAGGACAGCACACUGAAUGAGCUCAACAAGCUGCGUGAGCGCGUCCAGGAGCUGACUUCCGAACUGAACCGCGAGAAGAAGGACAAGGAGGCUGUCAAGUCGCAGGCGGAGAGCAUCAAUCGCGAGUACGAUCGCCUCACCGAGGAGUACAGCAAGCUGCAGAAGCAAAUUACCAUUGGUGGCGGCAGCAGCAAGGAUGAUUGAGCGUACGGCAAGGGGCCCGAGAGUUCAAUACUUUAAUACCGAUAAGACUUAUAAACGGCGGCGGGGCACAGCGACAGCAAAA